AUGGAUUACUUCCACUGUGAACUAGGCAAGGAUGAUUAUAGAAAAUUGAUGAUUGUAGAAAAAGGACUUUUACCGCUCCGAAAGCUCGCUUCAGACAAGGGAUCAGAGAAUCGUGAGAAUGAUUUGGCGGAGACAGGAAAAGAGACGGUGGGAAGUCCUCAACUCUCAGCAAACAUCAUGCCAGAUUCCCAACGUCCGAACUUGCGAACCCGUGAUUCACGUUCGGCCUCACCACCUUUAAGGGCCGAAGCUCUUCCAGCGUCUUUGAGAUUUGUUGGGUCCAACACUUCUCAAAGCAACACCAAUAACAAUGGUGGUAGGAAGGACGAAGAGGACGAUAGUGAUGAAGAAAUGGAACCCGGACCCCAACAAACCGCCCAUUCUCCUACACCUACACCGUCUCCACCUCAUCAAUCACCACCUUUGGAUCCCACCAAUCGAGAUCCUUUUCGGUCUGCCCAGGCCGGAAUUCCUUCAACUAAUCUGCCUAUGGCCCGAGCAGAUCGAGCUCAAUGGAAUCAGAUUGCUGACAUUUUUGAACUUGAUUCAAAACAUCGAGCAGAAGCACUCAGAAUCAGCUCAAUCACAGGUUCUGAAAACCAAUAUCAUGCAUCAGUCUGCCUCUUGCAGAAAACACGUCAAGAUAUGGACAACGUGGUGGCCCAACUCCGUUCGACUGCCAGCUGGAAGCCUGCCGCUGAUUUGGGGCUUUAUUCCCAGACUCGACUCACUAAGAUCAUACGUGAAACAUUGCAAGACCAUACAAUGGAAUCGUACACAUACAAAGUCGACCCAAACAAAAAGAUGAUACAAAGAUCCUUUGAAAAGAUAGCUAUGAACGCUAUAAUCAACCAAUCGAACUCAUGGAAAUCCGAAAACUUACCUCAAGACUUUGGUACUACGUUGACCGAUCUGAAGAGACAUGAAGCAUUCAUGAAGUUUUUUGGAGCCAAAGUUAGGCAUGUCCGGGACGACUUUAGGAUUGCUCUCUUGAACAACAUGAUUGUAACUCACUCCAACAUAGAUGAACCCGCGCAGCCAGUGCCAAAGCUCUCUGAAUUGCUUUUAUUAUUGACUCGAUUCUUUAAUCCACAAGAUCCUCGCACUGCGAAAGAGGUAGACGCUGAUAUGGACCCAAAGGCCAAAGCUCGAUAUGCUUAUCUGGUUAGCAUAUUUGGAACUCAUACAGUAAGAUUCAUUGCAUGA
This is a messenger RNA of Melampsora larici-populina 98AG31, 1206 nucleotides long. RefSeq lists its product as uncharacterized. Lineage: Eukaryota; Fungi; Basidiomycota; Pucciniomycetes; Pucciniales; Melampsoraceae. The coding region runs from base 1 to 1206 and encodes 401 amino acids. The transcript has 9 exons. The record is from RefSeq and is a predicted model, not a curated record.